CCAACAGAGAGGGUUGAAGUUGAGGUCCACCAAUAUCAAUUCCAGCCCAAAUACUGGGGACAUGAACGAAGUCGUCUGCCAUCGCUGCAAGAAGUCAGGAACCGACUCUUCAUCGCACUAAAGCCCCCUCACAUUUCUAUCGGUCCGUCCGGUCAGCUAUGGGAUUGCCCCUCAGGAUGGACAACAUACACGCUCCAACCGUGCCCUCGGGCCCAGCCAGCAAUACGUCAAGGAACGGUGACCUUGGUCGCCUCUCUUUUGCGGAGCUACAGAACAAGAAGGAAAACAUGGAGGCUGAGUUGAAAGCUUUGGGCGCAGUCCUCGACUCUCACGGAGUUGACAUGAACACACCUCUCACAACUCAGGACGGCUUUCCAAGAGCCGAUCUCGAUAUUGCUCAAGUGCGUACUACCAGAGCCCGCAUCAUCCACCUCCGCAAUGACUACAAAGAGCUCAUGACCAUGGUUGAGAAACAACUCCAUGAGCACUUUGCCAGCUUGCAAGGAGAGGAGAUAACCGAAGUUCCGCUCUCCGGGGGUGCCAAUAACACCCUGGCAGACCAUUCAGCAUCUCAGCCGCUGGAGGAGCCAUUCGCAAAGGUCAACACGGUGGUUCCGGGAAGCCCAGCCGAGUUAGCUGGCCUAAAGCCGAACGACCAGAUUCGCGUAUUUGGCUACGUCAACAGCUCAAAUCACGACAAUCUCAAGAAGGUGGCCGAAUGCGUGCAAGGGAAUGAAGGUCGACCUGUUCUGGUCAGGGUGUCUCGACCCAGCCAAGGGGCGCGGGAGGAGUUGCACGUAACACUUACUCCGAGACGUAACUGGGGUGGCAGAGGUUUGCUGGGCUGUCACAUCCUACCUUUGUGAGAGAGGAAUAUAUUGCUUCAGCUGCGGGGGCCAAAUGAGGAUCUGAUAUCGCCGCAUGUACAGUAGGCCAACCGACAUGUUUCGCGACGACUUCACUUACAUAAGACAUGAAGACUCAUGCCGAAAAGUACAAGGCUGCGCGCUAUUGAAUUCAAUCAG
Colletotrichum scovillei is the source of this 1025-nucleotide messenger RNA. Its product is annotated as 26S proteasome non-ATPase regulatory subunit 9. Gene Ontology annotation, cellular component: cytoplasm; nucleus. The transcript has 4 exons. Gene Ontology annotation, biological process: proteasome regulatory particle assembly. The record is from RefSeq and is a predicted model, not a curated record. Lineage: Eukaryota; Fungi; Ascomycota; Sordariomycetes; Glomerellales; Glomerellaceae. Gene Ontology annotation, molecular function: protein binding. The coding region runs from base 159 to 866 and encodes 235 amino acids.